Molecule: messenger RNA, 591 nt
Organism: Gaeumannomyces tritici R3-111a-1
Lineage: Eukaryota; Fungi; Ascomycota; Sordariomycetes; Magnaporthales; Magnaporthaceae
Exons: 4
Coding region: 1-591 (196 amino acids)
Source: RefSeq, a predicted model, not a curated record
AUGAUCGGAAGCUUCUCCACACCCUCGCCGUCCCCCCUCCGACUUGGACCACCCGCCCCGAAACGACACCGCGCCGAUCCUGCAGCCGAUUUGCGAGGCCGCGCCGAGACUUCCUGGUUGUGCGCUCGAGGUCGCACACUUCCUGCACCACCCCGGACUGGCCCAUACGGGCAGGUGCUUGUGUGUGGACCGUUCAGCACCACGUGCUACCCGGAAGAUACCGCCGCUCAGGCCGCCGCUCCCCCAGAAUUCACCGGAUCAUGUGCAGCAGUAUUUACUUUCUUGGACAUCUCGGCCAUUGAUAGACACGAAGCGAACUCACACGCUCCCCAGAUGGAGGCCCGCAGAAAAGGCCAGCCAUCGUUGCACAAAUACCCGGUCGACAAGAUGCGCACGCCUGUCGGGACCCUUGAGCCAGCCAUCGACCUACAAUGGAAGCCGGUUUCGAAAGGCCGUAGCGCUCGGGAGGGUGCCGCCACAGCAUGCGACGACGUCGCCGGCGGGCUCCAGCCUCGCCUCACCAAGACAACGGAGAUCCAGCGUGAGAAGCGGGUGAGGAGCGGGCAAGCUGGGUCAAGGGCGCCCCCCUGA